AACUCUUUUGUGUUUUUAAAAUUAUGGAGUGCAUUUUUACAUACAUACAAACAUAAAAGAUUAUGAUUAAACAGGUAAAUCGCAAGUGUUUUGCUGGGCUCUGGCAGUUGUAACCAUGGUGCACUCAGGCUAGCUUUGCAUUAUUGUAAGUCAGAGAUGUUUUCUCAGUAUUAGUCAAGCCUUCAUCACCCACGACACAGAGACUAGACUGCAGAGGAAGUUGUCAUCCGUGCACCUGCUCCACCUCAUUCUGUGCAAAUCUAGACACAUGCACGGAAGUAUGGUUUCACUGCAAAAGGAUACAGGUGGCUACUAGCUGUGUUAGUUGUGAGUGAGUGUAGGUGGUGCCAAGCUCUUUUUGUAUUGUCAUGGAGUAGAAUGACAGAAGCUUUAUGUAGACAGGCUACAUUUUGGGGUAAAAAUCUAACAGUUAUUGAGCAGAAAAAGACUUCUGUGUUGGGCAGGUGAGAUCUAGAGAUGGGGACGAUCCCGGACGACAUCAAAAGACUCUUAGAUGAUUGUGAGUAUUUUGUAACAGAAAUCCUUCAAGAUGAGAACCUAAGUGAGACUGCAGUGGAAUCACAGCAGGUCCUGCUGAAUAACUUCAGAGUGGUCCAUACAAGACAUCCUCAGGAAUUCCCCACAAAAUUGGACUUAAGGGAAGAUGAUGGUUCUGAUGACAACCGCAGCUCCAGUCUGGGUCGCUCGGAUGACGCCUCAGUAGCUUCUGAUUAUCAAGAUGAUGGAGGCCCUGAGUAUUUGGGUGACAUCCCAGCAGUGGCAGCUCAGGACCUCAGCAACAUCUUAAAGCAGGGCUACUUGGAAAAGAAACGAAAAGAUCACAGCUUCUUUGGCUCAGAGUGGCAAAAGAGAUGGUGUGUCCUGAACAACUCAAUAUUUUACUACUUUGGUAGUGAAAAAGAUAAACAGCAGAAAGGUUCAUUUUAUAUCGGUGAGUACAGCGUACAGCUGGUGACCAACCUGAGAAAAGACUCCAAAAAAAAUGCCUGUUUUGAGAUCAUUGCUCCCGGACGACGGGCCUUCCAGUUUUCUGCCAGCAGUGCACAAGAGGCCAGAGAAUGGGUGGACCAAAUCAAUUUUGUUCUCAGAGAUCUCAGCUCCAACGUCAUCCCUGUCGAUGACGAUGAAUAUGAGGAAGAGGAGGAGACCUAUGAUGACAUUGAGGGGGUGAUCAACUCUAACCCUCCACCGCGGCUGGCUCAGGCCUCCCAGAGCAGACAGGGCAGCAAACAGGGAGGAGAUGGAGGACAGGAGGCGGAGGAGGUUGAGGACGAGGAUGAGGAUAUCUAUGAGGUCCUGCCAGAUGAGGAUUUUCCAGAUCCACCGGAUGAAAGUGUCGAGAACAACAAACCAGCUUGGUCAUCAGAUUAUUCUAACUACUACCAGUGUUUAUGGGAUUGCCAGGCCGAUGAACCAGAUGAGCUGGACUUUCAGAGAGGAGAUCUCAUUUACAUCAUCAGCAAGGCACUCAUGGAGAACGGCAGGAUGGAGUGGAAAGAGAUUUAUGGCACAAACCCAUCCAGGGUCCUUAAAACUCUGGAGUACAACAUUCACGGCUGGUGGGUCGGUGAGCUGAACGGCAUCAUGGGUAUCGUCCCCAAGGACUUCCUGCAACCUGCCUAUAUCCUCUGAGCUCCAGCAGGUCUGCUGCUGCUGACACAUCCAGCUAUAAUUUCAUCAAUAAACGUCAGAUAAUCAUUUGUGAUCUGAAAAGCUUUCCACUUGCAUGCUGCAGUAGUUGUUCCUGUACAUUAUAAACCACCUAUAAAUGUAUUUUCUUCUCUAGGAUGUGCAAACUAGAGCUUGAAAAGUUAGUUGGUCAACUGGUUUGGAAGAAACAUUUUAUCAUUUCAUAAUCUAUAAAUCAGUCAAAGAUUAAAAAUUUAGGUAAUUUAAUCAGUAACAGCUUUGAGACGUUUUAUAAUCAUAAAAAUGUCUGUUUUCAUAAAGAAAAUGUUAACAAAGCCUACAUUAAGCAAUUAAUUCAUUGUUUGAAAUCAGCCACAUUAAAAUAUGUAUAUGGUUAUUUACAUGCAAUAUAUUUUUAAACUGCACACCUUCAGUAAACAAUAUACAAAUAAAAAAUAAAAAAAAUGUCUUUUUCUGUCAUAGCCUUUAACCCCUUAACA
Melanotaenia boesemani (Boeseman's rainbowfish) is the source of this 2150-nucleotide messenger RNA. It is a transcript of the gene skap1, whose product is annotated as src kinase associated phosphoprotein 1. Gene Ontology annotation, molecular function: protein binding. Bases 478 to 1653 code for a protein of 391 amino acids. The record is from RefSeq and is a predicted model, not a curated record. Lineage: Eukaryota; Metazoa; Chordata; Actinopteri; Atheriniformes; Melanotaeniidae. The transcript is spliced from 14 exons. Gene Ontology annotation, cellular component: plasma membrane; cytoplasm.